This is a messenger RNA of Yamadazyma tenuis ATCC 10573, 1744 nucleotides long. RefSeq names its product chaperonin-containing T-complex subunit (gene CCT6). Gene Ontology annotation, cellular component: chaperonin-containing T-complex. Gene Ontology annotation, molecular function: ATP binding; ATP hydrolysis activity; ATP-dependent protein folding chaperone. Gene Ontology annotation, biological process: protein folding. The record is from RefSeq and is a predicted model, not a curated record. NCBI's taxonomy places the organism in Eukaryota, Fungi, Ascomycota, Pichiomycetes, Serinales, Debaryomycetaceae.
AUCACCAAUGUCAAUACAACUCCUUAAUCCAAAGGCCGAAUCGUUGAGACGUUCGCAUGCAUUGCAAGUCAACAUCGCCGCCGCCACCGGACUCCAGGAAGUCUUAAGUUCCAACCUUGGUCCCAAAGGAACCUUGAAGUUACUUGUGGACGGAUCUGGAAACUUGAAGCUCACCAAAGAUGGAAAAGUGUUACUCAGCGAAAUGCAGAUUCAGCACCCCACGGCCGUGAUGAUCGCACGGGCCGCCACCGCCCAGGACGAGAUCACCGGUGACGGUACCACCACCGUUGUGCUUUUGGUGGGAGAGCUUUUGAAACAAGCAGAGCGCUAUAUCAGUGAAGGUAUUCAUCCCCGAAUUGUGGUUGAUGGGUUGGAAGCUGCUAAAAAAGUCGCUCUUAACUACUUGGACACCUUCAAGGAGUCUCGCAGCGACUUUGAUAGGGAAUUUUUACUCCAGAUUGCCCGUAGUUCACUUUCUACCAAGGUGACAGCCGAUGUCGCCAGCGUAUUGGCCCCAAUUGUCACUGAUGCCGUGUUGACGAUCCAGGACAAUGACACCCUAGAUCUCCACAUGAUAGAGGUGAUGACGAUGCAACUUGGCGACGUGCGCGACACCGAGCUCGUGCGUGGGUUGGUAUUGGAUCACGGGGCCCGUCAUCCCGACAUGCCCAAACGGCUUGAAAACUGCCACAUUUUGACUUUGAACGUGUCGCUUGAGUAUGAAAAGACCGAGGUGAACCUGGGUUUUUUCUACUCCAACGUGGAUCAGAGAGAGAAGCUUGUGGCGUCUGAGCGUCGGUUUGUCGACGAUAAGUUGAAGAAGAUUAUUGACUUGAAGAAUACUGUGUGUGAAUUGGGCAGCAACCAGAACUUUGUUAUCAUCAACCAGAAGGGUAUUGACCCGAUGUCCCUCGACGUAUUGGCCAAAAACGGCAUUUUGGCGUUGAGAAGAGCAAAGAGAAGAAAUAUGGAGCGGUUACAGUUGGUGUGUGGCGGAGAGGCCCAGAAUUCGGUCGACGACUUGUCUCCCGAGGUGUUGGGCUACAGUGGGCUUGUGUAUGAAAACAGUAUUGGUGAAGAUAAGUUCACUUACAUUACCGAGAAUAAGGACCCAAAGAGUGUGACGGUAUUGAUCCGGGGGCUGAACAACUAUAUUAUCCAGCAGACCAAGGAUGCCGUCCGGGACGGGUUGAGAUCCAUUAAGAACGUGCUUCACGAUAAACUGGUGGUUCCAGGUGCCGGGGCCUUCUACUUAUCAUGUUCUCAACACUUGAACGUUUAUAAGGAUAUCAAGGGGAAGAACAAGAUUGGAAGCAAGGUCUUCAGCGAAUCGCUUUUGGUGAUUCCAAAGUUGUUGAGUAUUAACUCGGGACUUGAUGCUUUGGAGACUUUAACCAACUGCUCCGACGAGAUAGCUGAAGGUAGAAAGGUGGGAAUCGACUUGAAAACCGGCGAACCCAUGGACCCGGCCAUUGAAGGGGUAUGGGAUAGUUACCGGGUGAUCAGGAAUGCUUUGAGUUCGGCGGUGGGAAUUGCUCUGAACUUGUUAUUGUGUGACGAGCUUCUAAAAGCAGGAAAACUGUCUUUGAAAGGUGGUCAGCCAGGUCCCGGAGCUGCCCCACAGGGGAUGCCAGGAAUGCCAGGUAUGAUGUAAGUGACGGAAUACCGAAGAGGCAGUUUGUAAAAUUUCAUAGUUUUAUUGCGAUUAUGUAUAUAUGAAGCAUCAACAAUGUGACAUUCUUGA